AUAGCACUAGCUUUCAUUUCUUUGAAUCAUAAUCAUUUUCAUCUUUUAUUUAAGUGUUACAUGUUUAUAUUACUCAUUUCGCAUUAGAUUCACAUCUUUGUAGUAACUAUCGCUUGCAUAGUUAAAAGUACCUAGUUGCGCAUCGGCGACCGUCCAAAGGUCAGUCGCUGCGAACAAAAGGCGGACCGUAUUUCUUGGAAUUUGCAUAGAAACUAUUUUACUAUCGCUUAUUGCGCAUAUUUGUAUUUAUUUCUUUUCAAUUCGCACUGUCGCAAUUUGUUACGUAUUAAUUUAAUUUUAAAUUUAGUUGAUUACUUUCUCUUUCUUGCAAUAAUGGCUGAUGAGUUUAAAUUGAUUAAAAAACGUAGCAGCUUGAAAGCUAAGCUUACUACAUUUACCAAUUAUUUGGACAUAGUUAGCAGUUGCCAAUCAUUGUCGGAACUACAGCGCUUAGAGUUACAAAGCCGAUUUGCUAAAAUUGAUGCCUUAUACGAGGACUUUGAUAAUUUGCAGACAGAAAUUGAGUCAUUAGAUACAUCGGUGGCUAAGGUCGAGGAGACCUACGUUGCUCGCCAACAGUUUGAGGACUUGUACCAUCCGCUAGUGGCGCGGGCGCGUAGUUUACUGGCCAGCGUUGCGCCUAGCGAACAGAUCUUCGAAUGUGCAGUUUCAGGCGGCGCAGCAUCGAUGCAAGCUUUGGUGAGAGUGGUGAGCAACAGCGGCGAGCGGCACGACGCCCGUGUUCUUUUGGACAACGGUAGUACAGCCAACUUCGUCACUCACAGUCUAUGUAACAAGCUGGGUAUGUCGCGGCGUAGUACGAGCUCCACGGUGACAGCAGUGAAAGCUGUUCAUCUGGAGCUGGUUACAGACCUCACGAAAGAAUCAUAUAUGGCAGCUCUAAACCGUUUCGUAUCUCGUAGAGGUAAACCGCGCAAUAUCUUAUCUGACAACGGUACCAAUUUUGUCGGUACUAGUAAUGAGUUACAAAGAUUUUUACAUAGUUCAAAUGUCGCUUCAGAUAUGGUUCAAGAAGGUAUACAAUUUUCCUUUGCUCCGCCAUACUCGCCUCAUUUCAAUGGUCUGGCUGAAGCAGUUGUUCGUUCUACGAAACAUCAUCUAAAAAGGUUACUUAAACUUACUCAUCUUACAUAUUAGGAAAUGUCUACAUGUCUCACUCAAAUAGAGGCAAUACUCAAUUCCCGUCCUCUUACGCCGCUAUCCUCUGACCCUUGUGAUUACUCUGCCCUUACUCCUGCUCACCUACUAAUUGGACGACCACUUACAUCUAUUCCGCAUCCACAGGUGGCCGACGUCAACAUCACUAGAUUGGACCGCUAUCACAGAAUAGAACAUAUUAAGCAGCACUUCUGGCGUCGUUUUAAUAUAGAAUAUGUUUCUAUGCUGCAGCAGAAAACAAAGUGGUCCACUUCCUCAGGCAACUUGGUGCUGGGGACUCUGGUCCUUAUUAAGGACAAACUGCUGCCACCUCUUCUAUGGUCGCUGGGUCGUGUCGUCCAGGUCUACCCAGGCAGCGACGGUGUCACGAGGGUCGUCGAGGUGAAAACCAAGAACGGGACUAUUCGUCGCGCCUUCAACAACGUGUGCCCACUUCCACUUCAUUGAAGACUACUCUUCAACCCGGGCAGUAUGUCUACGCACUCAACGCACCGCUCCGCGGGCUGCGGGGGCGGUGCUGCGCAUCGGCAACUGCGGCCGGUGGCGGACACCGGCACUUCUUGUCCGACCGGCAUCGACACUUACCGGCUUACAAAUAAUCCCUCCAUUCUAAAUUUUAUCUGAAUCUGUCCGUUGUUCAUAACAGUUUUUAUAUUAAACCU
Messenger RNA from Achroia grisella, 1841 nucleotides. RefSeq lists its product as uncharacterized. Gene Ontology annotation, biological process: DNA integration. The transcript has 3 exons. NCBI's taxonomy places the organism in Eukaryota, Metazoa, Arthropoda, Insecta, Lepidoptera, Pyralidae. The record is from RefSeq and is a predicted model, not a curated record. Gene Ontology annotation, molecular function: nucleic acid binding. The coding region runs from base 334 to 1158 and encodes 274 amino acids.